GAAAAAGAAGCGAGAAAGGCGAAGCGUCAAGUAAAAGUAGUACUGACAGGUACUGACGCUGUGGUGUGGCUGUUGUGGGUUAAUAUUUUUAAUUUUUUGUGAUUUGAGGGUUUUAUCCCAAACUAUAGUGAUUCUUUAAUGUGGUUAAAUAGGUUUUGACGUGCCUAAUCCCAAAAUAGUUUUAAUAUAGUGAAUGUAAGAGUAAUAUUUCGUGUAAGCACACCUAACGAAAUGAUUAACAUGGAAACAGAUAAAGUAAUCGAAGAUACAAACAGCAACUCACAGUACCCGCAGACGAUAUUGUACGAUCCUGCCCGAAAAAAAGAGCCUUCUUCAACAUACUCAGCAGAGCGAGACGCAUGUUUGAGAUUUUUCGAAAAAUGGAACGAAUCGGAUCAGGUGGAAUUCGUGGAAAAUUUAUUGGCUCGUAUGUGUCACUAUCAACACGGGCAUAUCAAUUCCUAUCUGAAGCCUAUGUUACAAAGGGAUUUUAUAUCGCUUUUACCAAAGAAAGGGUUAGAUCACGUGGCCGAAAACAUCUUAUCGUAUUUGGACGCAGAAAGCUUGUGCGCCGCAGAAUUAGUGUGCAAAGAGUGGCUUCGUGUUAUAUCUGAGGGUAUGCUAUGGAAGAAACUCAUAGAGAGGAAAGUGAGAACAGAUACGUUAUGGAGGGGUCUCGCGGAAAGGCGACAGUGGAUUCAGUACCUGUUCAAACCGAAACCGGGCGAAAACAUUCGGCCUCAUUCGUUUUAUCGCGCUCUUUAUCCAAGAAUCAUCCAGGACAUAGACAGUAUCGAAAACAAUUGGCGAAUGGGUCGGCACAUAUUGCAAAGGAUCAACUGCCGAUCAGAGAACAGCAAAGGCGUUUAUUGUUUGCAGUACGAUGAUCAGAAGAUUGUAUCGGGAUUACGAGAUAAUACGAUUAAAAUAUGGGACCGGCAUUCGUUACAGUCGACCAAGGUGUUGACGGGACAUACGGGAUCUGUGCUCUGUCUUCAGUACGAUGACAAAGUGAUAAUAAGCGGCUCUAGUGACUCGACGGUCCGUGUAUGGAACGUGAACAGUGGUGAGAUGGUCAACACUCUGAUACAUCAUUGCGAGGCCGUUCUCCAUCUAAGAUUUAAUAAUGGGAUGAUGGUCACAUGUUCAAAAGAUCGUUCUAUCGCAGUGUGGGAUAUGACGUCGCAAUCGGAGAUAUCGUUACGUCGAGUCUUGGUGGGACAUCGUGCGGCUGUGAAUGUGGUUGAUUUUGACGAAAAAUAUAUUGUGUCCGCGUCUGGGGACCGUACGAUAAAAGUGUGGAACACAUCGACGUGUGAAUUCGUGAGAACAUUGAACGGACACAAACGCGGAAUCGCGUGUUUGCAAUAUCGGGAUCGAUUGGUCGUGAGUGGUAGUUCCGACAAUACCAUUAGACUGUGGGAUAUUGAAUGUGGUGCUUGCUUGCGAGUCUUGGAGGGUCACGAAGAGUUGGUACGCUGCAUCCGAUUCGAUUCGAAACGGAUUGUAAGUGGUGCGUAUGACGGGAAGAUCAAAGUAUGGGAUCUUGUGGCUGCGUUAGAUCUACGAGCGCCUGCAAAUUCCCUAUGCCUUAAAACGCUGGUUGAGCACACGGGACGUGUGUUUAGACUGCAGUUCGACGAGUUCCAAAUAGUUAGCAGUUCACAUGACGACACGAUCCUCAUAUGGGACUUUUUGAAUUCCUCCCCUGACGUUAUUCCAAAAAGAGGCCAGUCAUGUACGCAAAUGUCGACACGAUCACCAUCCCCAUUUGAGUGAUUUCGCAAGCUCCUUUAUCAAACCGAUGGACCAGAAAUUAGUCGUACAUUCUAUAUAAACCAUGCCGAACAGCUUCGUGUGGGUGUGCUUGGUAAAAUCCCUAUUACGAAUAAACGAUUCUCUUCGAUUUUGAAAAGUUACCUUAAAAUGGCACAUUCCCCCAUAACCAAUCGACCGUCUUCUACUCUCCUCCUUUCCUCCUACUCACUUCCCAAUUCUGCGCGUUGUCUUAGUACAAAUUACUUAUUCGUAAAGUGUAAAUAAAUGCAUUAAACAAAAUUGUUUGCCGAUUAAACAAUGUGUCGUGUUUA
Agrilus planipennis (emerald ash borer) is the source of this 2090-nucleotide messenger RNA. RefSeq names its product F-box/WD repeat-containing protein 1A (gene slmb). Bases 232 to 1779 code for a protein of 515 amino acids. NCBI's taxonomy places the organism in Eukaryota, Metazoa, Arthropoda, Insecta, Coleoptera, Buprestidae. The transcript has 8 exons. The record is from RefSeq and is a predicted model, not a curated record. Gene Ontology annotation, molecular function: protein dimerization activity.